GCCAGCUAGUUGAACGGUUUACUGAAAUAUCGCAAAACUAAGAACUACAAACAUGCCAGGUCCACACCACGAUCCUCACCAUUCUCCCUCGCAUGGACCGAAUCAUCCGCCAGCACCCCAUGGAGGUCCCCCUCACAAGCCAGCUCCUCACGGGCCAGGAGACCAUGGACCUGGACACCAGGGACCUGGACAUCAUCAUUAGGCGAAGCAGCACUUCUAGCAACAAAGCAUAGAAAGCUUAAACUUUAAUGUCAAAAGUGAAGUUAAUUUAUUUCACUAUUUCGUAUCGUAGUUUAUAAUAAAUUCUUUGUGCCAAAAUGAUGAAAAAGCAAUUACUUUGGGACACAUUGCGCGCUGUGGAGCAAGUAGAGGUGACCUUCAAUCAGACAUUGAAGAUCAUUGACGAUAUUAAGCAUCGCUAUAAUUUGGUAUCACAAAUGAAACAAGAGGCCGCCGAUCGUCAGAACUCCUAUGAGGCGGAAAUACAGGCCGCCAUCUCGGGCCUCAGCUUCACAAAGAUCUCGAGUGGUUCGAAGAAAAAGAAACGUGCCAAGAAACGCAAAGUAAACAGAUGGAGAAAGUCGAGCUCAGACUUUGAACCAGAUUAUGAGACUGGCAUCGAUUUGGUGGAGUGUGCAGAGGCAGCGCCUUUUGUGAGCGUGCAAUCGAAUUGCGUUUAUGAAAUCAAGGGGGUUAAUAGCACCAAAGAAUUCAGAACAUAUCGGGCGCGCAUCCAACAACUGCACAAGGCGGCGCAUGAGAAAUUAAAGCAAGUGGCAAGUGCCGGGGGCAGCAAUAGGCGCUUCAAGCAACAGGCAGUGCCACCAAAAACGGAGGUGGAUGUUUGUGAUACCUAUUGCUGUUCUUGUUCUUGUUCUUGCGAGUGUCAUUCUUAUGGCUGAACCUCAAUUCAAUCACACAUACAUACAUUCCAAGAGUUUGGCUUACAAGUUUUUAUGCGUGGGUGUUCGAAAACGGUUGCCUGCUUUUAGUCUGUAACAUUAAAUUCAACUUUGUACUAAA
Molecule: messenger RNA, 1023 nt
Organism: Scaptodrosophila lebanonensis
Lineage: Eukaryota; Metazoa; Arthropoda; Insecta; Diptera; Drosophilidae
Exons: 1
Coding region: 318-902 (194 amino acids)
Source: RefSeq, a predicted model, not a curated record